Acanthaster planci (crown-of-thorns starfish) is the source of this 3914-nucleotide messenger RNA. RefSeq lists its product as uncharacterized. The record is from RefSeq and is a predicted model, not a curated record. Lineage: Eukaryota; Metazoa; Echinodermata; Asteroidea; Valvatida; Acanthasteridae.
GCCGGCCGCCACGGGCAGACUGCGUGCGCAUGUGCGCCAUUGUAUCGUAUAAAUUAACAGGUGUUUAUCGUGCGGCUCAGAGACGAUUAGUCUGCUGUGAAUCGAGUGUCAUCGUAAAACCCUGGAUUAUCGGCUUAACCGCUCUUGGGAGAUUAGUGGCACGUGGCUGCCUGGCAGGAGGUUCCAACCUGUUCACAAUGAGCUUCUCCAAAGAAAAACACCCUUUAAAGGCAAAGCUUAACCGAUGCUUUAAGAAGUUGAAGCUCCCAUUCAGGAAGAGCAAAAAGGACAACAUUCAAACAUGCACUGAUACACACACAUAUGUGGAAUUUUUUGAAAGAGAUUAUUCAGACUGCGUCGAAGCUUAUUUGAAUUGUCGGCAAAAGAUGUCAGUUGUGUACAAGCUGGAAAACCCAGAAGCAGUACAGGUUGGUCUCUUUGAGUCCAAAGAAAUUGAGUUCCAAGAUGUUGUGACUCUGACUUCUGAUCUGGUGGUAGGUGAGAGCCUUACUGCACUGUCUGAUACAAAUCAGCAUUUUCAGAGAAGCAUCAGAUUUGGAAUUGCAGAGAAUGAGUUGUCCUUGGAUGAUUCUAAGAUGGCAGGAUGUGUCCAAGAGGAGGGGAGUAUUGCAAAGACAUGUCUUGGUGAGGAUGAGAAGUUGUCUGAGGGUGACUUUAGGAUGGACGGAGAAUGCAGCCAGAGAGAGGUGGGUGUUGGAGAAGUCAAAGAUGAUUGGUACCUUCCCGACUGUUCAAUGUCAACAUUGUAUCAGGAACCAAAUCAGGUCUUGAUGUUUUCUUCGUGGUGGUUGAUGAGUGUUUGCCUGUCUUCCAAAAUGGUGAUUUCAGUCAGUUGGAUUGAGGUUUGGUCAGGUUUCCUUGAGGCCACUGCCCAUAUGGAGACUGGAACUCAAGGAUCAAUUUGGAAAACUGUAGAAUCAUCCAAGGAAAAGGUACUGACAGCAUGGGCAGGGAAUUCUACAGCUGUUGCAAGCAAUCUCCGAUCCUUGUCCGAGGGAGAAAGUCAAGAUACCCGGCCUAAGUCAGUUUUACCCUGGAAAGUUCUUUCCACUUCCCUUGAGCAUUCCAGUCAAGAACCACAGCAGAGUUUGACUCGUGCAAUGUCACCAGUCUUGCCAGACAGCAUACCCCCACCUGUGUUUUCUGGACAGAAAGCAGGCUCUCAGGGGAGAGAGAAAAACUCAAAGAUGACAAGCAGGGGGCCAAAGAAGACAGCACAGAGAAAGUCCAAGAAGCAUGAAGCAUGGGAAAAGAUGAAGAAGCAUCCUGUCCAGCCAGAAGGUGGUUGCUCAUCAAACCAGACAUCCAAGGGUCAACAGAAAGGUCAAACAGGUGGAACAAAGCGGCAGACAUCCAAUUCUGCCGAGAGGGUUACAUGUAACUCCAGGUCGGGUUUCUCCAACGUCGGAAGGACAGGGGCAUCUGGAGGAACAGGUGGGGGGGAACCCCCAGAGGACAAACGGAUGAGGAAGGAUAAGCUGCUGCCUCAGGAUAAACUUGAUGAUAAGGAAGAGGAGAAAGUCCCACUGACAAAGAAAAACUUGGUCAGGAUGGGAAACUUCCUUAGAGACGAUCCAGAUGCGAGUCACACAGGAUUGUUUCUACAGACUGCUACUGAACAAGCUGUUGAGAACCAGCCAUCAACUGUCUCACAUCCUGGCAGAAAAGCCUGCGGCUUAAGGCGCAAUAGACCACCCUCAGACUCUGGUAACAGUUUCCUACAAGCAUUGGCUAAGUUUUCGACUGCAUCUAAGACAUCUUCUCCACGGUCAACCGUUACCCGCACUAAAUUUGGAGCCUACAAUGCCCGGGACAUGUACCAGAGGCCUGCAAGCUCUUUCUCUACUGGAUCUAAGUCACCAUUAUGCUAUGCUUCUGACACGCCCAUUUUCGAUGAGUCUGGAGAGUUCAUUUCAUACUCAUGUCCUGAGCGUCGUCAUAACAAUGCUACAUCCCGGCCAGAGGCUCUGAGAGGUAUGGUUCCAUUUUCAGCUGUGAGCGAUAUUACCUCACAGACUGAUCCAGAAACACCUGCAAGCCAAGAGAUACCAGCAGGGCACAGCCAUGGUCCUCCAUGGCAGGCAUCAGCCAGUCAAGAAAGUCAACUAACAAUGUCAGAUGUGGACUACUUCUCCCUCCUGAAAGAAGACUUGCUGAGGGCUGCCCACCUCCAAGAAGACCCGGAAAAGAUGUCGGAGCUGAUGUUGCUUGCUUUGUCUCUGCCCGAAAAGGACGAUACCAGCCCAGGAGGUGAUUAAGCUCAAAGGCAGCCUUUUGUUGACAGCCGUUGCAUGCAUUUAUCUUGAUUGUAUUGGUGUCGCUGGAAUUGUUUCAGAGGUAGGGGCAGCCCUUGCUGGGGCACACACACCCACUUUCCCAGCAACAAGAGAUCGAGCAUGUACAACGUACAGCACUUGAACUCGCAUGGCUUGGCUUAACUGGCUUUCUCUAUCAUCCAGAACGCAUUUCUUGUUCUGCUCCUUUGUACUCAAAUGUUCACAUUGUCAAUGUCUUUGUAAGACUUUCACCAAUAAUGUUCAUGUGAAUCUACGCCAUCAGGAUUUGUUUACAUUCUGCCAUCUUUCUGAUCUGCCCAUACACAAGCAUUGUUUCAUUCUCCUCUGGGGAAAUUCCUCCCUGUAGUGUCCCCAGAAUGGAAUUCCUUACCACCACAUCAAAGACUGCUGUUAUUGAUUCCUCCAACAGUUCCUUAGGACCUUAAAGUCGUCGCUUUUUACCGAAUGCAUAAUUCCAUCUGUUGCUUCACUGGCUGUCAGUUCCCUGUUGGGCCAUUACUUCUUAAGCAGGUGCUGCAACUGCAGGUAGCAGUACUUAAUUCUACUUUUGCAGUCACUAUCUCUAACCCACAUAACAGUCGUGAGUCUUCUCCUUGUAUUCGGUUGUUGUUCGCCUGUGGUCCCCGCAUCUGCCUAUGUUGUUGUUUGUUUUCUUUGUUCCGCUUUGUAAUUUUGUUUUUCUUGUUUUGCUUGUAUGCACACUGUUAAACUCUGUUAUUUUGUUUUGGUCGAAUAAACAAUAAAAACAAAGCACUCAUCAGCUAUAAACUGAUCAACCAUUGACAGUCGGGAGGGGUAAAUCUUUGAUAGGUUGCAUUCCCCAUCAUCUUCAUCUUCGUUUCUUUUACUUUUUGCCUUCAAUUUUUUUUCAGAGGAUGGGCAAGUGCUACCCUCUUGCCCCCUCUGCCUUGCAACCCCCUUACUUCUCCACCCGUGACCCUGUGUUUAAUUGUAAGGUAUCGUGUUGUAAGUGAAAUCAUGUAGAAUGUUCAGAUUCAGUAGUCUAUUGUACUCUUCACAGAAAGGGAAAAAAGUAAUUUUUCUUUGUCCAGAUGAUGCACAGACCAAAUGUUUGCAGUUGAAGCUGUGCUUAUAGCAAAGUAAAUAACUUUCAUGUUUGUAGUUGUGCACAUACUGGGCAGCUGUGAUAGGAAGUGUUGUAGUCAAGCUCCUUACAAGGCCAUCCUCAAAAGUCAUCCGGUCUUAAACUAAGAUUUCAAAGAUGACCAAAACAUUCCCUUAAUGUUGUUCUCCCUCUUACUUAAGACUUGUUUCAUAAAACGACUUGUGACUGGACUUGCCCUCAACACUGGUGAUUUGAGCCCUGAGAAAUUUCUUUUUGAACUUUCUGUACAUAAAUGUUGCCAGAGUUUUUGUCUUAGUUAUUUUCUUAGUACUUUGUAAUCUUAGAAAAAAGUGCUGUAAACGUUAUUCUGUAAGUUGGAGAGAAUUCCAUACCUUAAAUCAAUUUGAUACUCAGUGCACAAACCGCAAAAGAGUGAUCAGAAAAAAUUGCAGGGGGUUUCUAAGUGUUUCAAAACAGAUUUAACUUUUUUGGGGUGGUACUGCUCAUAAUCAAUAUGUUACAACUCUCUA